AUGCCCUCUUCUUCCCAGCACCAGCAGGUCUCGCUGCUGGUGCUCGCGGUCCCCCUGGGGUGUGCGGUGUGCGCAGCCCUGGUUGGAUACCAAGCAGGGGCGGUAGCAUGGCGGCGCAAGAGGGAGGGGGACCAGGCCAAAGAGGAAAAAGAGGCGCACCAACGGAGCACCGCCGCAGGCAUGCAGCACCACCACGCGCUGAGGAAGCUUAUCUCCGAUUCCACCGGGAGAGGUUUCGGAACGGUCAAGCGAGUCUACGUCGUGCCAGGCGGGGGGCCCGGGUCGGUGAAGGAUGCAGGGUACCCCUCCUGGACCGCGCAGAGGGUAGCUAAGGCCCUUGAACGGUUUGAUAUGAAGUACGGGGACACCACGGCCUUCCUCGCGCUAGGGGCAGGCAGCAUGAACGCCCCCAGCGCUCGCGGCGGGAACGGGCACGUCAUCUUCGAGUCGGCGAGAAUAGCAGAGGAACUCGUGCGAGGAGGCGUUCCUCCGGGGAGCAUCAUCGCGGACUUCGCGAGCUGGGAUACCGUGGGCAACGCGUGGUUCGCCAGGAUGGCGGUGGAAGCCAUGCUGGACAUGUCCUUCCGGCACGGGGACCGCGCGAACGAGCACGCGGCACCGCCGCCGCCGCCGCCGCCGCCGCCGGCCCCCGCCGCCGGCGUCGCGCCGUCGGUGUUGUCUCCGAGAAAGCUCCCCUACCCGGGCAGCGCGGUAGUAGCGGAGAGCGGCGGCACAGGCGAAGGCGAGAGUGAAACGGCAGCGGCGGUAGGCGGCGACAACGAGCCGGGACUCUUCUCGGCGCGGAGGGAAGCGGCGGCGGCGGCGGCGAGAGGGCUGACGCUGAAGGAGACCAAGAGGGCGGACGCGGUGGCGGCGGCGGCGGCGGCGGCAGCGGCCGCGAAGAGCGGGGCAGGGGGCGGGGGUAACGGGGGGGAGGAGAAGCUGCCGGCGGCGCGGGCCGGGGAGGCGUACGGGGGCGGGGAGAUGAGGAAGUGGAUGUACGACUGGAAGAAUAAGAAGGCGAGGGCCCGCCGCGGCCCGAUGAACCUCACGGUGUUCGUGUCGGACUUUCACGCCGAGAGGAUGGACGCGGUCUUCCAGUGGGUGUUCGGCCUGGAGCCGUCCCUGCUCAGGGGCAAGACUACGGUUACGAUCGUGAGCAUCGAGACGCCGGUAGAGAUGUGGGCCAGGGGAGGGGAGCAGAGAGAGGCCCGUCAAGCCCACGAGAGAGAGGCGGCAGAACAGGCGCGCCAGCGGGCCCGGGAGAUCCGCACCGUGGAAGAGUUCCGAGCUUUCAUGAUGCUCGGGGGGCACCGCGGAUACUUCGACUUGACGCACGGGCGGUACCAGGCUAGCUCCGGUGGGGGCUGGGGGGGGGCAUCGUAG
This is a messenger RNA of Ectocarpus siliculosus, 1386 nucleotides long. Lineage: Eukaryota; Phaeophyceae; Ectocarpales; Ectocarpaceae. The record is from the annotation of a GenBank genome assembly.